AUGGAUGAAGUAAAAGACUUGACGGUAACUCACUGCGGCCAUCUAUUCUGUUCCGAGUGCCUCCACUCGUCCCUCAACAUCGAUGUGUCGAAAAAGAUCUGCCCAAUAUGUCGACAGAAGAUUGACUCACGGCCGCCUAACGACGGAAAAUUCACCCAAAGGGCAAAGGGUUAUUACGCCCUUGAACUUAAACUGAUCACAAGAAAGAGUUUAGGCAAGCGCAAUGCUCGCAUAUGA
Molecule: messenger RNA, 237 nt
Organism: Lasiosphaeria miniovina
Lineage: Eukaryota; Fungi; Ascomycota; Sordariomycetes; Sordariales; Lasiosphaeriaceae
Exons: 2
Coding region: 1-237 (78 amino acids)
Molecular function (GO): SUMO-ubiquitin ligase activity
Source: RefSeq, a predicted model, not a curated record